Molecule: messenger RNA, 1548 nt
Organism: Plasmodium relictum
Lineage: Eukaryota; Apicomplexa; Aconoidasida; Haemosporida; Plasmodiidae
Product: conserved Plasmodium membrane protein, unknown function
Exons: 3
Coding region: 1-1548 (515 amino acids)
Source: RefSeq, a predicted model, not a curated record
AUGAAAAUAAAUACACUUUUAGUAUUAGUAUUAAUCUUAACAGUUGCCAGUGAACAAACAAAGACAAUAAGUAAAAUCAAAUUUAAAAAGUAUAAAGUAAAAAAUUUCAUAAGUAUUAAUAAUAAAAAUAAAAAAUAUAUAUAUCUAAAAAAGAAACACGUAAAAAAGUAUGUAACUUAUUUUAGUAAAAAUGAUAUCAUAUUUAAAAUAAAACAGAUAAUUACGAGGAAUGAUUGUUUAGUUAUGCCUCUAAAUAUUAUAUUAAAUUUGAGUAAUAUAUUUUUUUUUAUGUUUUCUUUGAAUUAUUAUAAUUUAAUAAAUAAAAAUCAUAGAAAUGCAUUAUUAGAAAUUACUGAUAAUAUAAACUCUAAAAUUUUCCUAUUUAACACAAUAAAUGAUACAAUAAAAAAUAUACCAAAUAAUUUUUCGUCUUUUUUAAAAAUUUUCUUUUUUUCUAUUACUCAAUUUUUUUCACAAAUUUUUAUUUCUCAUUUAGCAUCUACCUUUUUUUAUUCACAUAAUAAUGAACAAGAAAGUGAAGGAAAAAAAAACAAAAAUAUGCUUUGUGAUAAAUUAGAAAACUUAAAAGAUAAAAAUGAUAUUGCAUAUACAGAAAAAGAUGACGUAAAAUUAAGUGAAAAUGAUAAAAAGAAAGAUAAUGAAAGCAAUGAAAUAAGUUCAAAUAAAAAAAAAGAUUUAUAUUCCCAUUUUUUAAAAGAACAAAUUAGUAGAGAAAAUGAAAUAGAUCACUUAAAUUAUAAGGAAAUUAAUGAAAUAAAUAAUAAUAUAAAAAGUGAAAAUUUUAAAAAUAUUUAUAAUGAAAACAUAAGGAAUACUAUUUUAAAAUAUAUGUGUGUAUUAAAUCACACAGGAUUUAUACCUAUGUUUAUAUUUAAUCAAAUUUUAAAAAAAUUAAAUUUUCUAGAUAACGAUGUGAAUGUUUUAACUAACUUUUAUGUUCUAAUUAACGGGUUUAUAUCAAAGGUUUAUGUUAAUAUAUUUCUUAAAAAAAAUAAAUUAAUAAUUAAUGAAAAAAAAAAAGUUUAUUCACUAAAAUUAAUUUUUUUUAAUUCAUACACUUAUUUUAUUAUUAUUUCAUUAUUUUUGAAAUUUUUCAAUACGGCUAAUUUUAUUUAUGAAAAAUCAAUAAAGCAAAUACUAUUAACUUUUAACAAUAUAUUAAUACCUUCUAUUCUUAUUAUUAUUUCAAACAUUAUAUAUGAAGGAAUAGUAGAGAAAUCAUCUUUUUAUAUUAAAGAUUUAAUAUUUAUUUUCAAUAAUAAAUAUCUCUUAUAUCCAUUUUUCUUCUUUGGCUUAUUUUAUAUAAAUAAUCAUUAUCGAUUUUUUCAUAUAAAAACAAGUUUACAACUCUUUCUUCUAAUCCAAUCAAUGACUCCUCCUAAUUACAACAUUUUCUUUUUAAACAAGAAAUUGGGAGAUUUCAAAGAUAUAAAGAAAAUAUUAAGCUUUUCUUAUUCUAUAUACCUCAUUCCUUUAUAUUUUUAUUCUUUAAUAUUAUAUAAAUAUUUUAAAAAUAAGAAUAUAUAA